Messenger RNA from Beauveria bassiana ARSEF 2860, 2598 nucleotides. Its product is annotated as RhoGAP domain-containing protein. Bases 1 to 2598 code for a protein of 865 amino acids. Gene Ontology annotation, biological process: signal transduction; regulation of fungal-type cell wall organization; activation of GTPase activity. NCBI's taxonomy places the organism in Eukaryota, Fungi, Ascomycota, Sordariomycetes, Hypocreales, Cordycipitaceae. Gene Ontology annotation, cellular component: cell cortex. The transcript has 3 exons. Gene Ontology annotation, molecular function: GTPase activator activity. The record is from RefSeq and is a predicted model, not a curated record.
AUGGCCUCUGCUACCCCAACUGCCAAGCAGCCCGGCUCACAGACAUCGCCGUCUUUCCAGCCCUCCUCGCCCCCUAACAAACGCGAUCUCAAAUCGUGGUGGAAAGGCUUCAUUCUCCCCUCCAAGAAUCAAGACCAGCAUGAGACCCGAGCCCCAGGCAUCUUUGGUGUACCGCUGCGACAAAGUAUAACCUACGCCAACGUUGCCAUCUCUCUCAUCGACGAGAAUGGCCAGAGUUACAUUUAUGGCUAUGUCCCCAUUGUCGUCGCCAAAUGUGGCGUCUUCCUGAAAGAAAAGGCCACUGGCGUCGAGGGCAUCUUCCGCCUCAGCGGCUCCGAAAAGCGCAUAAAAGAGCUCAAGAGCAUCUUCGACUCUCCUAAUCGAUACGGCAAGGGUCUUGUCUGGGAUGGCUAUACAGUGCAUGACGCAGCCAAUGUUCUCCGUCGAUACCUCAACGACUUGCCCGAGCCUGUUGUUCCUUUAGACUUGUACGAAAGGUUCCGCGAUCCACUACGCGGCGCAACCAAGCAAGUCGCCGGCGACGCCGAAGGUCCCCAGUUCGUUCCCGAUUUCGACGAAAAAGCUGCCAUCGCCACAUAUCAACGUCUCAUUACUGAGCUUCCUCCACUUAACCGUCAGCUUCUUCUUUACAUUCUCGAUUUGCUAGCAGUCUUUGCUGCCAAGUCGGAAGAAAAUCGCAUGACCUCACAAAAUCUGGCUGCCAUUUUCCAGCCUGGUAUGCUGUCGCACCCCCAGCAUGCCAUGGCUCCAGAGGAGUAUCGACUCAACCAAUGCGUCAUCAUCUUCCUCAUCGAGAACCAGGAUCACUUCUUAAUCGGCAUGCAAGGCACCGCUGCUGACGAAAAUACCGUCAAAGAAGUACAGUCUGGUACGCCCAAAGGACCGCUUACCCCCAGCACAGUAACACCCACACAAAUGAAUCGCACUGCGUCCAACGCCAGCGCUGGCGCUGAAAGCGUGCGGCGAGAUGGAAAGCUUCGACGAAAUCGCUCUGUUUCAUCCAAGAACUCCAAAAAUGGAGAUUCCGCCACGCCCGUUACCCCAGCAGCCGCCGCCACCUCUCCUUCGGGCGGUCUUAGUAGGAGCAACACCGUCCCAUCCAAGAAGUCCCCUGCUGUCAGCGGCAGAAAAUUCGCCAAAGUUGAUAAAGACUCUGCUGGCUCCGUUCAGCCACUGACCCCAGUGCGACUUUCAGAGGCACCCAUGGCAUCUGGACCCUCUACGCCUAUCGCUACGCGCGAUUCUACCAAUAAGACUUUGCCGGGAAAUAGCCAAGACCGCCUUCUGGAGAACUCACCCGAUGUUCCUCCGCCGGUCAAGGACACCAAGGAACGCAGUGUAUCAAGCCUAUUCCAAAGGACGUCUACGGAAGGAGGUGACAAGCGACAGCCCAAUAAGCUGCGCAAAAAAAGAGCGCCCGGCGCAGUGAACCUGAGCGCUCACAGCUCGAGCAACUCUCUUCCUCACUCCAACGUUGCGUCGCCCAAUACCGAGCUGUCUAACCCUCUUGACAACGUACCACCCUUGCCUGAAUCAGUCGCGACGCCAAGCGCUACCGAAAAGAUUGAAGCCACUUCAUCGCCAGCUGUCCAGCCAGUGCAACCCACAAUAAGUACCGUUCCGACACUUUGGCCAACCGAGCCGAAGCCAACCGACAACGCUGUUACUGAAUCGACAGCAUCGCCUGUUGAUUCCGCAAAUGGUCUCUCAGAUCCCGACCACGCCGCAGACGAUCGUGCAGCGGGGAUUCUUCAGAGUCCGGGAAGAGACAGGAAGAAAAGGUGGCUAUCGCUAGGCACGAAAAAGGAUGAUAGCAACGGUGAAGGCUUCCCUCAGCCGAACUUAGGACUCUAUCAAAAUGCGGAGAUGAGCACAACCUCUUUCGCCAGCUCAAGCAAAGCGCGCAAGAGUUUUCAGGCGGACGGUUCAGAAGCUGCCUUUGCCGAGUCGUACGACAGCAAAGAUGGCGACGCCAAGGGUCCCAUCGGCUGGAUCAAGAAUAAAUACCGCGAGGCCAAAGAAAAUGCUGACCACAAGCGUAACAAGUCACCUCCGCCGGCAGUGGGUGAGCGUCACGGCAUCAGCGCGGCUAUCCUAGGUCGCGGGAAGAGCCUUGACAUUAAGCGCGACGAAUCGGCAGGCGAACCCCCCCAGUCGGAGACGCCGCCCAAGAAGGGGGAAGCCCCGGCCGCUGAGCAUCCCGCCGCCGCCGUUGCCAUACCUGUCCCGAACGCAGCCCCCGAGUCCCCCGCUCAUACUGCUAAUGAGCAAGCUCACCAACCCGUCGAUACUAUCAAGGAAGAGCCUGCCGCAGAAGCUGCUGCAGGUGUAAAUCUGGCCAAGUCAGCUGAAGUUCCAGCUACGUCUUUGGCUUCCAAGGAGCCUCGGAUGGUUCCAGUCGAGGAGCAGCUACUUGUCGCCGAGCCUACUCCCGCUGCGCAAUCAGAACCUCUUGUUGAAAACGAAACCAAGGCCGCCUCACCCAAGGCCGCUGAGCUCCAGCAUCCUCAGUCGCCAGGAGCCGCAAUCGAAGAUGCGGCUUCUGUUUCCGUCGAAGCAACAAAUAAAACAGAGUAA